AGCUUGAAGAACAUGCGCGACACCCCUAUGAGGUUCCGCGCCUGUUUGGUGCUUAUAAAACGUCUCAUCUACUCAUUUUGUUUUACUUUUACACUAAACUCGGCCGCCGACUAUUCAUAAAAGGAAUACCUAAAAUGGCCACACAGAUGGGAUUCCUAUCUUAUGGAGUAAUUUUGACACUUACAGUUUUAACUGUGUUAUUGCCAAUACUAACGACAGGGAACGUCAUAGACCAGAGAGUACUGCAGAGAGAACUUGGAGAAAACUCUCCUGAAAUAAUGUCAAUGAACGACAAGGACGAUUUCCGCGACAUUGAAGAACCCGCUGUCGAUGAUUAUACCAUAAAAACUAAGAGCGAAGACCAAAACCUCGAGAAUGCGCUGUUCGACUACCUGUUUGCCAAACAAAUGAUGAACAGGAUCCGAGCCCGGACGGAUUCGUAUCGCGCGCAGAAGAAGAGAAGUUAUUGGAAGCAAUGCGCUUUCAACGCGGUUUCGUGCUUUGGUUAACUCUGACGUGCGCGCGCAUCGGCCGCAUAAUAAUAAUAUAUAAAAUCACAAAAUAUAUAUUAUAUCAUUUACGGCAGCACAUUAGCCCUUAAUAUAAUAAAGAUACAUACAAUGCUUUUUAAUAUUCAACUAUUUAUUUGGAUUAUAAUAUUACAUUACCUAUGACUGUAGUUAUUUGCCCACAUUUAGGUACCUAUUUAUAUAGUGUUUAUUGAUACCCACGCCAAAAACCUAUCGUUCAAUAAUUAUUCUCAUGUCGCAAAAAUAA
Myzus persicae (green peach aphid) is the source of this 777-nucleotide messenger RNA. Its product is annotated as allatostatin C-like. Lineage: Eukaryota; Metazoa; Arthropoda; Insecta; Hemiptera; Aphididae. The record is from RefSeq and is a predicted model, not a curated record. The transcript has 3 exons. Bases 135 to 509 code for a protein of 124 amino acids.